GUUCUCAAAAAAAAAAGUUCGAUUCCGGCGAACACAGUACAGCAGAGGGAGCGAGAGAUGGGGAAGAAGGGCAAGGCGGCGGCAAGGGAGCGCCGGGAGGAGCGGCGGCGGGAAGUCACGCUCCUCCGCGCCGUACCCUACGAGCCCCACCAGCGGUGGUGGGACGGCCUCGCGCCGGCGCGCGCCGUGGCGGUGGUGACGGGGGCCAGCCGCGGCAUCGGCUACGAGAUCUCCCGCCAGCUCGCGCGCCACGGCCUCCACGUCGUCCUCGCCUCGCGCGACGCCGCGCGGGGCAGGGACGCCGCGGAGGGGAUCCUCCGCGAGGAGGGCACGAGCGCGGAGUGGCGGCAGCUCGACGUGGCGGACGCCGCGUCGGUCGAGGCCUUCGCCGCCUGGACGGCGCGGACCCACGGCGGCAUCCAUGUCCUUAUUAACAAUGCAGGUGUAAACUUCAACAGAGGAGCAGAUAACUCUGUUGAAUUUGCAGAGCAAGUAAUUGAGACAAAUUAUUUUGGUACAAGGCGGAUGAUUGAAGCCAUGCUACCAUUACUGAAACCUUCUCCGUAUGGUGGCCGGAUAGUGAAUGUGAGCUCAAGGCUUGGCAGGGCCAAUGGCAGACGCAAUAAAAUCGGCGAUGCGAUCCUAAGAGAGCAACUAUUAACUGAUGAUUGCUUAUCUGAGGAAUUGAUUGAUGGGAUGGUCACUAAAUUCCUUGAACAAGUGAAGCAAAAUAGUUGGUCCUCCAUUGAGUGGCCUCAGAUGUACACGGACUAUUCGGUCUCAAAGUUUGCUGUUAAUGUGUAUACAAGACUCAUGGCAAGGAGGUUAUCUGACAGGUCUGAAGGCCAAAAGAUUUACAUUAACUGUUUCUGUCCUGGCUGGGUAAAGACUGCCAUGACUGAUUGGGAAGGGAACAUUUCAGCCGAAGAAGGUGCUGAUACUGGAGUGUGGCUUGCUCUGUUACCCCAGGAACAAGCAACAAUUGGAAAGUUCUAUGCUGAGAGACGCGAGAUAAGCUUCUGAGGUGAUCGGAAUGGUGGAUAUGCGAGUGGGAGUGGUACAUUUAACCAUAUGUAUUUAAUUAAAGUUUUAAACUAUGUAGGUGAUCGGAAUGGUGGAUAUGCGAGUGGGAGUGGCAUGUUCAUGAAGAGCAAUCCACAUGAUUGGCAGACUCCAGCAUGGUUUUCGAGUCGCGACUCAUGCGAGUUGCUCUGGGGCAGCGACUCGGAAGAAGUCGAGCCUGCGUUGUGACUAGUCAUGACUCAGAGUCGCGAGUCGAUACUAAGCUGAGUUGACCAUAUUUUUGCGACUCAUAGACUAGUCGUCGACUAGUCGCAACUAGUCGAGCGACUCGAAAUCCAUGGACUCCAGUCGGUCAAAGAGCAUUGAGUCUUCACACUGAUGGAAGGCCAUGCUCUCUAAUUUUGUCAAUAAAUGAUGCAGUACCAGAUGCUUUCAGACGAUACUCAGACGACGUUGCCCAUCAGACCGUUUGUUAAUUAGAUUCACGUCAAUCUCAUGGUGUAGAGUCUGCGUCGGCUGCACAUCGGCCAUACCAUGUCGUGUGUACAUCAAUUUCGUGAAGUUGCUGGAAACAGGGAAAUGUUCACCAGGCCCACCACCACUAGUCCACAACGGCAGUAAGCAGGCAUGGCAUGCUGGACUGCUGCACCGAAUAUAUGAUUAGGCUGGAUCUCAAGCAACUCCACUGUCAGAUUCUCUCAUUAUCUUCCAAGUAGAGGUGGAAUCCUUAUGACCCAAUGGAUGAGAGCGAUGCAACGCUGCCUCACCCACGCAUGCAGAAGAUCGAUAUGUUUGGGAACGAACCGGUCGGCCUACCUUGGGAAUUCUGGAGCUAUAGUCAUGGCUAGGCCGCCAUUCAUGGACCGGAGACUACAUGUCUUGCAGUAUAUUGUUCUGAUUUUGCCGCCACCUGCAUAUGUGUGGUACAUACUUUGUUAUGUUCGUGUUUGUAUGCAAUGGUUGGAUCGUGUGAUUUGCUGA
This is a messenger RNA of Triticum aestivum (bread wheat), 2004 nucleotides long. Its product is annotated as carbonyl reductase [NADPH] 1. Gene Ontology annotation, molecular function: oxidoreductase activity, acting on the CH-OH group of donors, NAD or NADP as acceptor. Gene Ontology annotation, cellular component: membrane. Lineage: Eukaryota; Viridiplantae; Streptophyta; Magnoliopsida; Poales; Poaceae. The record is from RefSeq and is a predicted model, not a curated record. The coding region runs from base 58 to 1023 and encodes 321 amino acids. The transcript is spliced from 4 exons.